CUUCGUCAAUUACUAAGCAUUAGUUUAUCCCAUUUCUUGGGAAUUGCCCUUUAUUACUGUUUUACUCUGCUUAUUAAUAUGCUCUGAAUGUUGAUCAUAAUUCUACGAACAGUCUUGCAUAAUCAUGAUUAGCACUAUCUUAAACUAAAAUAUUAAUAUGCUCUUAAUGUUAAUCACAGUGGAUUUGAUCUUUUUAAUUACUACACCAUUCAAACGGUUGGUUAAAAAUAAAACAACCCUUAUCGGUUAUUAAUCGGUUAACCGCUAACCAUCGGUUAUUAAUUGAUUAUAACUAGGUAACCCAAUAAUAGAUUUCGAGCUUCCGUUAAAUGACCCGCAUUCUCCUUAACGGUUAAUGGUUUAACCGUUAACUAUCGGUUAGCGAUGCGGUUAUCAGUUAAACCGUUAACGACAUAAUCGUUUAUCAUCCCUAAACCUGAGGAUAGUGGUGAUAGACUCCAGGCCGAUUCUUUAAAAUUGUUGUUGUCAAGUGCCAGACAAAAUUUCAGUCGCUUAUCAACAACAUAAUUUUAUUUUUAUUUUUGGAACUCCAUUCAAGGCCUUUUUAGAAUAACUUUCAGCGUUUACCACGAGCACUACUUCCAAUCACAAGGCGUGAUACCACAAUUCCCUUUCAUAGACCUCCAAAAUAACCUCAACCCUGAAAGAACAGAGGAACCUCAGAUGCCCAAAUUGGAUAUUACUUCAAAAAAUUGGGGAAGGACUUGACCUUCCGACACCUUCAUAAAAAAGGAUGAGUGUCAUAGGGCAUUGACCUAAGUCGUAUCAUUUUUUUAAGUUAUUCAAGGAUUCAUCCUACCUCCAUAAGGAAGAUUUUGCUUUAUAUUUUAGUGGAUUCGCUCUACUUCCUCUGAGGGAUCUUAUAAUUUAGCCUCGUCUCUUAGAAUGAGCCUUCUAUAGGUCGAAUCUCUGAUGGUCAAGGAUUUUAGGUAUGUCUGCUUCCUCAAAGACAAUACUUGCUAGACAUGACGUUCUGGAGAUUGUGAAGAUUCACUUACACCUUAAGGUCGAGAACCUAAUGAAUGAUGAAGGAAUUGACUGUACUUCCUUGAAGAUUUGCUUGGAUGACAAUGGGUUCCACCCCACCCCAUACAAGAAUUCAGUGCUUGUGGAGGACUUUAAGACCUAUUGACUAAGUCAAUCAUGACAGUAGCUUAGAGGCAAGAUUUUUGUUGAUUGAUAUAUGACCUCUCCACCUCUAACAAGGAUUUAGAAAGUGGAGAGGAGGCUUGUUGUUUCAAGUAGGAUGUUGUUAAUGUCGAAGGAUUAUCGAGGCACAAGACUUAAUCUAGUUUGGAUCUCAGGGCGACUUUUCGAGAAGCCUAGGGCUUUGUACCUCGAGAAAUCGUGGGUAGUUAAGAAAACUCCUCUUAAUGUGGGAGAAAGGGAGCCUUUGCUCUCAUCAACACGCUAAAGCUCAGGAAUUCUUCGUCAACACAAGGAAACCCGAAUAAGAAAGUUCCCUUGAGAGCUCUCAAAUGUGUAGAACAAAGAGUACAAGAGAGCUUCCCAAAAGAAUAUGAGAACUUUUGGUGUGGUUUAAAUGAGGAAAGAGCUCUCUAUUACAAAAUUUUGGGAGCCCUUCCCCCUUGGGUCCAUCCCUUUUGAUCAUCUAUCUAUAUCUAUCUAUCUAUCUAUCUAUCUAUAUCUAUACUAAAUAUUAUGGCUAUUCAAAAAUAACUUCUUGCCACAUAAGCACUUGGUGAAUGCACAAGUUGCCAAGGUGGACAAUUUUUUUUCAAACAAAACUAUUUAUUGAUCUAUUUAUGAAGUUGUCUCUCUCUUCUUUUAAUAAUUCUACUCAUCUAUCUAUCUAUCUAUAUCUAUACUAAAUAUUAUGGCUAUUCAAAAAUAACUUCUUGCCACAUAAGCACUUGGUGAAUGCACAAGUUGCCAAGGUAGACAAUUUUUUUUCAAACAAAAAACUAUUUAUAGAUCUAUUUAUGAAGUUGUCUCUCUUCUUUUAAUAAUUCUACUCAUUUUUACUAAAAUUAAAAUAAGUUAUUUUUUUAGAAAACAUUUAAAAAAAAACACACACCUAAGUAAUACAAAAAUUCGAUUAAACAAACUAUAAAGAUGGAAACAGAGAGUGACAUAUAUUGUAUUUGUUUAACCCAAGCUGAUUAAAUCUGAUUAAGUAAAUUUUCUACUCAUUUUUACUAAAACUUAAUAAUAAGUUACAUUUUGAUGAAGAAAAAAUAAACAAGCACACACAUUUAUCUAUCUAUCUAUAUCUAUCUAUUCUAUUCUAUACUAAAUAUUAUGGCUAUUCAAAAAUAACUUCUUCCCACAUAAGCACUUGGUGAAUGCACAAGUUGCCAAGGUGGACAAUUUUUUUUUUCAACAAAAAAAUAUUUAUUGAUCUAUUUAUGAAGUUGUCUCUCUCUUCAUUUAAUAAUUCUACUCAUUUUUACUAAAAUUAAAAUAAGUUAAUUUUUUAGGAAACAUUUAAACAAAAAACACACACCUAAGUAAUAAGAAAAAAAUUUCGAUUAAACAAACUAUAAAGAUGGAAACCGAGAGUGACAUAUAUUGUAUUUGUUUAACCCAAGCUGAUUAAAUCUGAUUAAGUAAAUUUUCUACUCAUUUUUACUAAAACUUAAUAAUAAGUUACAUUUUGAUGAAGAAAAAAAAACAAGCACACACAUAAAUAUUAAUAUUUGUCAAUACAAGAUAUAAACGAUGAUCUAUGAGAAAAUAAAGUAAUAAACGUUUGACAAUCAAUCGACUUUGAGAAAUAAACGAUAUGACUAUAGGUUUUUUGCUAUCAAACACUCACUUCUUUCUUAUGUAUAUACCUAUCAAAUAAAACAACUAUAAAUUAUAUAGCAAAAUGUCUGAAUACAAACUUGACAGAGCAAUAAUUGUUAUUUUUAAAAAAACUUCUUAUUCAUUUCGAUUAAAUAAAAACAUAUUAAUUAUUAAUGAAAACUUUUAAUUUGU
This is a messenger RNA of Linum trigynum, 2964 nucleotides long. NCBI's taxonomy places the organism in Eukaryota, Viridiplantae, Streptophyta, Magnoliopsida, Malpighiales, Linaceae. The record is from the annotation of a GenBank genome assembly.